GACGUCACUUCCGUUUGAUGACCCUGCGGGGAGUCGGAGGCCUUUUCGUUUCAGAUUAAGUUGGCUAUCUAAACCCAGAACAUAGUUGUUGGAUGAUGUUAUGCGAUGCCUUUGCCUCCAAGGCCUGUGUUAGCUUCUGAAGUGUGAUGGCCCAAGCUGAACAAGAGCUUGCUGUUGAAAUCAAGCAGGAACCCGCCUGGCAAGAAUACGGAUCUAAUCAAGGAGGAUUGGAUGGGAGUUCUCCUAAGUCACCUGAUUCUCAAGGCACGGAAAACAUAGAAAUGGGAGACCUCGAUAACGAAUCGGCAACGGUCGAAGAUCUCGGUGAGGAAUGGUGCGAGGACGAGGCCGGUAAUCUCUGUGACCCGCUCGCUCACAUGACCUCCGAUGUCCUGGGGUCGCCCGAAUCAUCGGAUGGUGGAGAUGGAAGGAACUACGGCACAAAGAGAAACAGAACCGAAUCGCACUUGAGAAGCGGACGAAGGGCGCCCCCAAGUUUCAACCAGAACUCUCGGGUUUCUCCUAGGAGGUCACAACAGAAGAGGUAUUUUGGGAAGGUGGAGGAUGAGGCACGGGGCUUCUUUGAGGAUGAUGAUGAUGAGGAAGAUGAGGAGGAAGAACAAGACCCCCGUGAUGUACCCAUAGCCGUCCCGCCCCCUCGGAGAGUGCGCAGCAACCCUGUCGAGCCCUCUCCGGAUCUCCCUGAUGAAAGCUACGACGAGACGGGCAAGAAGAGGCGUCGGCGGAACAUCGUUGCCUUCCUCUUCACUCCCGAGCAGGAGAAAGAACUUGCUGAAUGGUACAGAGACAAUCCACGAUUUUAUGACAAGCGGUGCAGAGAGUUCCGGCGCACCAACCUCAAGCGACGCAUUAUAGAGGACAAGGCCAAAGAGUAUGUUGACGAAGAAGGAAACGUUUGCUCACUGGCCCAACUUACGACUUGGAUGACAAACAUGCGUACGUAUUACGGGAGACUGGACAACAUCGGCCGGAGUAAGUACCUCCCAGAGGGCGCCUUUCUCCCACCUGACCACAGGUUGACCGACAGGGAGCAGUGGAUCAAAGAAUCUUUUAAGUUCCUAUCGGACCACAUUGUCAGGAUCAGGAGUCGAAAAGGUGUUACGUUAGGUAUAUACAACAAGAGGAAAAGAAAGGGAGAGCAGUUGGACACCCAAGCUGGUAGCCAUACUGGUAGCCACACUGAUAGCCUCACUGAAAGCCUCACGGACAGCAUCGUGACCGAUCCAAUCGAAGAGCCCAUGCAGGUUGUCAAGAUUGAAGAACUUGUUGACACCGCCCCUGGUACCAGUGGAACCGGUCUGGGCACCAGCGCAGGUGGAGCAACUCUGCAGGGAUGGAGUGACGGGAAGGAGUUGGUCGGUGCCAAGGUGGAGGUGUCUUCGAUCCAGACAGUAGUUCCCUUGAUACCAUCAAGAGUCCCCUUAUUGCAGACAGGGAUUCCCUCAAUUCAGACAGGAAUUACCUCAUUGCAGACGGGAGUCCCCGCGUUGGAGACGGGGGAUCCCUCAAUGCAGACAGGAGUACCCGCGUUGCGGACGGGAGAUCCCUCGAUGCAGACAGGAGUUUCCUCGAUGCAGACGGCAGUUCCCUCGUUGCAGACGAGAGCGCCCCUGAUGCAGACAGCACCGGUCGAGAAGAUGGAUGUCGGCACCAUAGAAAGGAUAUGUGCAAGAAUAAUAGAAAAAGGUCCCGUCCAGCCCACAGCCACUCCCGACUCUCCGCACUCAGCAGAACUCAACGACUUUGCUCGCACCAUCGUCAGCAGCAUGAGGCGCAUCCCGGAGGAGAGAUGGAACGAUGUCAAAACCGACAUUAUGCUGGUCAUCCGGAAUUAUUCCAAGCCUUCGGGAGCGACACCAGCGGCCCCGCCACCUGCUGCUUCGUACCCUGUGGGGUACUGGCCACCUGCCCCGCCCGCCCAUGCUCCCCCGUACGACCCCAAUGCCGUCCACGGGUACGGCUACCCCAAUCAUCCAGGCGCAGGGUACUACCGACCACCUACGGCGCCCUCUACCGGUCCAACACCAAUGUACCCUCCGAUGCCACCUCACUCGCACCCCCCGGGUCCUCCUCAAGGGCAGCAGUUCAUGCAGGCACCGGUAACGACAGCACCCGUCGCCACCAUCUCCGGCAUCACGGUAUCCACCACUUCCGUCUCAACAACAUCUGGAUCGUAAUGGAGGAUCUUUCCUGAACAUCUAACUAAGUCUGAGGAACUGUAUGGAGAACUGAAAGAACAUUUCUUGAUGCUCAUGCAUUGAUGACACACGUGCUUAUGAUCUUGAAGAAAACAACAGUAUAUCCUUUGCUGAAUAUAGGGCUCAAGGAUAGAUCGGGCCCCGUUGUACAAAGACUUACGAUUGAACCAAUCAAUCGUACGAUUGCUCUGGAAAUCCAUCAAUGUCAUGAUUUUUUCUACAGGAAAUUUGCACAAUGUCUUUUGUAAACAAAGAGAAGCACAGUGAAUUUUCAAGAAAACAUUGAAUGCAUGAAUAUACAUCAUAGUUACAAAGAGUUAUGAUUGAUCCGAUCAAUCCCAACUAUAUGGAAGUCCAUCCAUACCAUAAUUUUUUCUUUUGGAAAUUUGCUCAAUGUCCUUUGAAAACAAAGUGAAGCAUACUCAAUUGUCAAGAAAACAGUGAAUGUAUAUGUCAUUUCUAGAAAAUAUUUUGAACAAACAUGUAUUUGAGAUGUUGUCGUUGCUGGCUUUCCAUAGUUGUGAUUGAUCGGAUCUAUCGCAGCUCUUUGUAAGACGGGCCCCAUAAUAUUAGGCAGAUGGCUGGCGACUGUUCUUUGGAAUGGUAUAAGAAGUUGUGGAGGGGACUAAAAAAACUACAACUCAUAGAGCAACUCGAGUUUAUUGUGGACUUCAGGCUGAGUAACACGUUUCUUGCAGCUAAACUUGCCAUGAUAAAUAUGUACAAACAUUUUUCAUUACUCAUGAGAGUUUGAAGUGAUGACAGUGAUGAUAAAAAUAGAUAGGUCUUGAGUGAUAUACAAUGGACUCGGCUAAAGCUGACCUUCCAAAAGUCAAAUAAUUGCCCGAGUCAGAGCAUUUCUUCAGACCUGAAUAUGCAGACUUGUGUAAUUAUAUCUUUUUAGUUUAAUUUUGCUGAAAUAGAACAAGAUUUCUUUGAUCCCAAAAGACUUUACUCUUUGCCUGCCACAGACAGAAUCACUCCUGCGUCAUAGUAAUUUCAAGGUGCAACCUUUAGAGGGGUUUUGCAUUGACCAUGCUAAUUCAGCUCACAAAAGCUUUUGAUUGGUUUAUUGCACACAUCACUAUUGUGUAUGUGUGUCUGAACAAUAGACUUUAUACACUCUGUGUGUAUUGUGAAUGAAAUAUUACUUGAGUCGAAGUUGGCAGCCCCCUGAAUGUUACUCUAGUCGAACAAAGCAGGCAAAGAGUUAAGGGCAAUUCCAUAAAAUAUGUACAUGCGACCCCCUAUAUGUUGGACCUUCAUGAAAUUUUCUGUCUCUGAUUUCUUGUUCUUUUCAAUUCAAUUUAAUUCUAUUUCAUUUAUUAACCAUAUAAAAAUAUCCAAAUACAAUGUAAAAUAUUAUGUAUAAAUGCAUAAAUGUAGCAAAACAUGAAUACAACAACAACUAAAUUUAAUUUAUACAUUCAUGUAAAAAAGUCUACGUCUUUUGAAGUCUGUGAUGCUCUUAAAGGACCAUGACUUGGUUAGUUUAUGAAGUGAAGCAAGACUUGAGAAAAAUGGGGGUCGGACGUAAAAAAGGGUUGAUAAUUUUAUGGAAUUGCCCAUAAGCAGAUUUACCUGUAUAUUACAUUGUAUGUAACAGCCUCUCAAUGCACGUCUAAAAGGACUCGCUGGGGUAUCUUAUCAACAUUUGUCGUUUGACAAGUUCAGGGGGGUGUUUACAGAGAGUAAAGUGCGACUUAGAAUUGUGCUUAAAUACUGACGCUACUUACGAUACAUAACGCACAAUCUUAUUGAUUCCUAAGCAAUAGCGUGUCAAGUUAGCAUGAUUUGACCAAUGGCGGUGAUGUCUUUUAUACCCCAUGCAACUGGAAAUUGAAAUGCGACUCUGGUCACACUUCAAUCUUUGUGAAAUACUAACAUCCCCAGAUCUAACAACUUUCCGUGAGUUCGAUUAGCUGGGAAGCUCAUGUGUCUGGCUGUUGCUAUGAUAACUAUUGGAUGAUGAAAUCUUAUCAUUGCUGGCUUCUGUAUCUAAAAAAAAUAAUGAGAGGGAGAGAGCGAGAGACAUGAGUGAGAGAGAGAACAAUCAAGUUAUUUUCAAUUACUUCUGUCAUGACCGUACUUAAUGAAUAUUUUGUUUAUAGCGCUGUAAAUAAAUGCAAAACAAAGCAUAAAC
This is a messenger RNA of Lytechinus pictus (painted urchin), 4362 nucleotides long. RefSeq lists its product as uncharacterized. Lineage: Eukaryota; Metazoa; Echinodermata; Echinoidea; Temnopleuroida; Toxopneustidae. The transcript is spliced from 9 exons. The record is from RefSeq and is a predicted model, not a curated record. The coding region runs from base 147 to 2198 and encodes 683 amino acids.